AUAUUGAGCACGCAACAUCCGACCCGUCGAUGGCAUCGCUCUUCCACCGCGUCGUGCUCGGCCAGCCCGAGAUUGCAUCGCUGGUCUUUGAGUUUCAGGCUGGCUUGUAUGAAGACGUGCGCCCGGCUUUUCUCGCCUUUCACCGCCUCGUUGAACUCCGCAGCGAGCACUUUGAGCCCGAGUACCGCAGCGACGUCUCGUUUCGCCACGUAUUCGCCCCGGGCGCCAAGUGGGCGUCAUCGUGGAGUCGGUCGUUUCGUGCUGAUGCCUAUAUGCUCGACAAGCUCGCACGCGACGCCCGCUUCCCGCUGCACGUGGCGAUUUACGAAGGAUUGGACCACCUCGCCAAGCGCAUGCUUGCCUGCCGCCCGGAUCUCGCCUCGGAAGACGCGAUUUUACUCGCCUUUAUGGUGAAUCGCCUCGAGAUGGCCGAGUUCCUCCUCGACCUGCGUUCGGUGGUGCCUGAGCUGCAUCGACGUGUAAACACCUUGGUGCCACCACCGCCUCCUCACCUGCGUCAGUAUCAGCCCACGGUCUUGGAGCGGCUCAUGGGCAACGAGAGCCCCGAAGCAAUGCGUCUUCUCUUGCGCUUCAGCCCGCGUCCCGACAUGUGGACGCAUCAGGAGCUUUCGCUGGCGACGCGGCGUGGUCGCCUGGACAACAUUGCGUUUGCGAUCGAUCAUUUUGAGUGGUUUUCGUACCCGGAUCUCGUCGAAGACGUGGCCGUGCUCGGGGCGCUGCAUCUCGUGCGAGCGCUACUGGAGCGCGGCUUGUUUUGCUCGGCCGAGGUUCUGGACACGGCCGCGUGCCACGGUUUUCUCGAGAUGGUCGAGUACCUCCACGUUCACAGUCGUGGCGGCUGCACGACCAAUGCGAUGGACGAUGCUGCCCGCUGCGGGCAUCUCGACGUGGUUCGAUUUCUGCACGAUCACCGCCAUGAAGGCUGCACCGUCGAGGCGAUGAACAAGGCGGCCAUGUACGGCGAGAUUGCGACCGUCGAGUUUUUGCAUCGCCACCGAAACGAAGGCUGUACAGUCGAAGCGAUGGACAAUGCGGCCAUGUUCGGUCACUUGGAGGUCGUCCAGUUCCUCCAUGUCAACCGGACCGAAGGCUGCACGACCGAGGCGCUCAACUGGGCCGUUACCAAUGGUCAUUUGGAUGUCGUCCGCUUCCUUAUCGAGCACCGCACCGAGGGCGCGUCACCCGGCAUUUUGACAGAGCCGCUGGCAGCCGCUCCCUCGACAUGGUCCAUCGACCGCGCUGCCGAGCUUGGCCGUGAAGACAUACUUCGUUUCCUUUUGGCCCACCGACGCGAAGGCGGCACCCGAGACAACGUCGUGCGGCUGGCGCUCCAGAACCGACACGUUUCGAUUGCAAAGCACUUGGUCUUGCUCGGCUACCCAUUCCCGACGCCGAUACCCGACCAGUGGGACUAUGACAAAGCCACGAUCGAGUUUUUCGUGGCCCAUGGCGCACCGUGGAGUACCGAGUGGAUGGACCGGGCGUGUCUCACCGGCGACUUGAUGCUUGUCAAGUUUUUACACGCGCACUCGAAUGCGGGCUGCACCACGGCCGCGCUUGAAAACGCGAUUUGUUCCAGAGCGUGGAACGUGGUCGAUUUUCUCUUGGCCCACCGACGCGAAGGCGUCUCGGCCCGAGGCUUUGUGCAAGUGCUCAAUAGUCGAUACUUGGGGGUUAUGGAAGCGCUCAACAGCCAGCACAUGAAGCACUUGGAGGUGCUGGGUCGUCUGCUUCAGCGCCAGCCCGAGCUCCGCGACGACGCCGUGGUCCUCGACGACCUCAUCCAUUUCGGGCUACCCGACGCACUGCAGUUUGCACUCGCGGCAGGCUUUGCGCAGCCGAGAGCAGCCCUCAUGAAAUGUGCGGGGCGUCCAACGUUUACCUCGAAUUGCAAGCUCGUGCUGCCGUACUGCAUGGACACCAAGGAUCAUGUGGAAAACAUUCUCUUUCUUCUCGACCUCGUCGCGCUCCCCGACCGCUGGCGGCCGACGAUGCUGGAUUUGGUCUCGUCCGAGCUCACGUACCAAAUGCGAAUGGCCAGACACCGUGUUGGACGCAUCGACAAGCUCGUGGCGCACGAGGCAGCGCUCCUGGCGCGCGGCGAUGUCGUGGACGCGGCGUGUGCCUUUACGUUUGGGCAUCUCGAUAGCACGCGCGCGACGGCCGAAUCCGCACGACUGGCCACGUAUGCAAGCUUGGUGCAGGACGCGACGCUCAAGGAGACGCUCUCGAGUCUGCUUUCGCGCAAGCGCAAGCGUACAAUGCCGAUUUGAUACUUUAUUUUAUGUAAUGACACGCGUUGAUGACACA
Messenger RNA from Saprolegnia parasitica CBS 223.65, 2331 nucleotides. RefSeq lists its product as hypothetical. The transcript is spliced from 2 exons. Lineage: Eukaryota; Oomycota; Saprolegniomycetes; Saprolegniales; Saprolegniaceae. Gene Ontology annotation, molecular function: protein binding. Bases 30 to 2294 code for a protein of 754 amino acids. The record is from RefSeq and is a predicted model, not a curated record.